Molecule: messenger RNA, 825 nt
Organism: Ichthyophthirius multifiliis
Lineage: Eukaryota; Ciliophora; Oligohymenophorea; Hymenostomatida
Exons: 3
Cellular component (GO): cytosol
Source: RefSeq, a predicted model, not a curated record
AUGAUAAAAGAUUAAUAACAUGAAGAAAACAAUCAUAAUUCAGAAAUAAGGGAAAAAAGACCCGAAUAUACGUUCAAAAGUGGUGCUAUAUAUGAUGGAGAAUGGAAAGGAAAUAUGCGAGAUGGCUAUGGAGAGCAAAAAUGGCCAGACGGAGCUCGAUAUGAAGGCUAAUGGUGUAAUAAUAAAGCUCAUGGAAAGGGUAAAUUUUAUCAUGUAGACGGGGAUAUUUUCGAAGGAGAAUGGGUUAUGGAUAAGGCUAAUGGUUAAGGCGUUUAUAUACAUGUGAAUGGUGCAAAAUAUGAAGGAUAAUGGAAAGAUGAUUUAUAACAUGGGUUUGGAAUUGAAACUUGGAAUGAUGGGUCGAGGUUCGAAGGAAAUUAUAUAAAUGGAAAAAAAUCGGGACAUGGAAUAUAUGCUUGGGCUGAUGGUUCAAAAUACAAUGGAGAAUGGAAUGAUAAUAAAAUUUCAGGAAAAGUUAAAAAAAAAUUAGUUUUUUAUUUUUAAUAAAAUUUAAAGGGUACUUAUGUAUGGUCUGAUGGUAGAUAAUAUGAAGGCGAAUGGUUAAAUAAUAAUAUGCAUGGAAGAGGUAUAUAUACAUGGAAAGAUGGAAGAAAAUAUGAAGGAGAAUAUAGCAAUGAUAAAAAAAAUGGUUAUGGUAUUUAUAUUUGGGCUGAUGGAAGGAAAUACGAAGGUGAAUGGAAAAACGGAAAAUAAUAUGGAAAAGGUAAAUAUAUAUAAUUAGAUGGAACAAUUAAAAAUGGGAUAUGGGAAGAUGGGAAAAGAAUUAAAUGGGUAGAUGAUGAGGAUAAUAAUUAAAAUGAAUGA